Cheilinus undulatus (humphead wrasse) is the source of this 4111-nucleotide messenger RNA. RefSeq names its product TRAF-interacting protein with FHA domain-containing protein A-like. Gene Ontology annotation, biological process: canonical NF-kappaB signal transduction. The transcript is spliced from 2 exons. The record is from RefSeq and is a predicted model, not a curated record. The coding region runs from base 145 to 720 and encodes 191 amino acids. Gene Ontology annotation, molecular function: protein binding. Lineage: Eukaryota; Metazoa; Chordata; Actinopteri; Labriformes; Labridae.
AAAGUGCCAGCAUGAUAGUUCCUGUUUUCACUUAUACAACCAUCAUUUACUGUCUUAGAGACGGACCCAGACAGACUAUUCUUCUUUUAAGGACAGAAGAAAACACCAACAUCUAUCUUCAAAUAGAGAGACUUCAAGAUUCAGAUGAGUGUGUCCCAGAGUAUGGAGACUGAGGAGGAUCUCCUCACAUGUCUCCAUAUCAAGAUUUACCACCCUCAGCAUAACUCCAAGAAUCUCUACCUGCAUCUUCCUCUUGAGACCAGGAGUCGACACUCAGCAGAUGACCCUCUCCGGCUGGGACGUGAUGGCAAUGCCUGCACCUUUGCACUGAACGACACACGGGUGUCCCGCAAACAGCUGGUCUUCUAUGCCUAUCGUAUCCCACAGAGUCCAGAUAUGCUGUUCACCAUCCAGAACUUAAGCCAGAGAGGGAAACUGUCAGUGAACAGCUCAGCACUGGACUAUCUGGAGAGGAUGGACCUCCCGGAUAAGGCCCUAAUCCGGUUCGGAGAGUAUGAAAUGCUCAUCGUUCGUGAGUCAGGUGAGGCUAAAGCGAGCUUUGAGGUGGGGUUUGAGGUGCUGAAGGUUCCUCCAUCCAGGGAGACAUGCGAGAGUGUUCCAAGCAUGAGUCCAGUCAUGGACACAGGAACCAGUGCCACAGCUGAACAGACAAGCAUGGGCACAUGCAGCAGUUCCAUCGAUAGGCUUGAUGUAUUUUAGCAUCUUCCAGUCAUGUGCUUUAAAUGAAUGUUUUCCAUUGCAAUCUGGAUGCUGUCAUCUUCUAUCAAAACUAACCACUACAGUCCUAACUACCAUUCCCUCAUCGAUAAGAGGACAAGACAUGCUCCUUUUCCAUAUUUUGUAAGGACGUUUUUACCUCGAUAUCACAGAUCCUUUUGACCUUUUAUUGUUAAAUCAGUCAAAAUUAUAUCAGCUCUUGGUUCUGGUCCUGUUUCUUCUGUUUUGCUUACAUAUAUGUGUUGUUUAAUUGGUACAUUCCUGUUUUCUGUAUGUUUUUAAACAUAAGUAGCCCCAAAUUAGCUGUCCCUGAGGAAAUAACUAAAACAGUUUGAAGUGGGUCAAAAUGAAUGCGAAGCAAGUCAUAGACACAGCUUUAUUAAAGGUUUUAUCCAAGCAUCUUACUCUGAGUGUUGGUCAGCCAUUUUUAUAACAAGCAGUUCAGGGACACACCAGUUUUAUGGCUCUUUCAUGCGACCCCCCCCAAACAAAGCAGAGCGGCUCUGCAGCUGACACUUUGUAAACCAGUUUUCCAGGUUAACUUGAGAUAAGGUAGUCUGCAUUUAUCUUCUCAGGUUACAGACACAGGUCAAGCUAGAAACUAAAAACGAGCUGGAAUUUAGGUUUGCUCUCUGUGGGGUGAAAUCAAGGCUAAACUGUUUGGAGGGGAAAAAAACAUUUCACCUAGGCGGACCUUCAGCUGACAUCAGAGAGAUACCAGCGGUAGAUAACGACAGGUCACAUUCAGGUCAGAUCUAAGAAUUUGAGCUAUUGUUUUAUAGUCAUAUGACAAAGUCCGGCCUCAAAUAAAUGAUAUCAGAUAAACAAUCAGUUCUUAACAACUGAAGGCUUCAACAUAGUCAAGAUAAUUUUGGACUAUGAAGCAUCAUCCAAAGCCCAUAAAACCUCCCCUGCCUGAGUAACAACACCAUUACCGUCCCUGGAUUUCUGGAAAGUCAGUCAAGAAGGGAGGGUCCUUCAGGGAAUCGUCAUCUGAACUGAAAUGACCCCAAUGAGCCAAUAGUAUUUACCAAAAGAGAAAAGGAGAAACAUUUCCUCUAAAAGGAACACUAACAGAAGAAACUGUAGUGGCAAAAAGGUGCAAGUUUGUAUCCUGUCUCGUGACCAAUGCAUGGUGGGUAAAAACUGAAAGCAGGCUUGUAUUGAAUUUAGCAGGGUUUCAGUUUCAGUCUGACAGGACUCAUUUUCUUACAUAACACGGAAUAUAGCAGCAUGGUAGUCAUCGCUGAACAGGAACAUCUGCAUUUUUACUUAGAAAAAGAAAUUGUGAUAUCUACAUCAAGGGACACUGGGUCAUGAUAAAAAAAAAAGUUAGCAUGCCAGCAAAUUCAGCCACAACUGAAAUCUAUUUUUGUCUCUAGUGAUUGAGUCUCAAUGCAGCGUUCAGCCAUCCAUUAUCUACACCGUUUAUCCUGUUCAGGGUCACAGGCUCAGCUGUCACUGGGCGAGAGGCCAGGGUACACCCAAGAGUGGUCAGCAAACACCAGGAGAACUCACAGCUACGGGCAUUUUAGAGUCACCAGUGAUCUCAACUAAUGUCUUUGGUCAGUAGGAGGAAGCAAGAGUACCUAGAAGAACAUACAAACUCCAUUCAGCAGUACCAACAUUUCUUUUCCAGGGGUGUCUAAACUACAGGUGCAUCUAAAAAUAUUAGAAUGCCAUGUAAAUUUUCUUUUUUCUACCAUUAUUUAUUUCAAAAACUAAACUUCUAGUAAAGUAAAAAUGUUUUAAAAAGGCCAAUUUGCAAAUGUUUUCUGAACCUUCAUUCUCUCACUCUGGAUCGGUACACACAACCACAAUCAUGGGGAAGAUUGCUGACUUGGCAAAUGUCCAGAAAACUAUCACUGACACCCUCCACAAGGAGGGUAAGCCACAGAAGGUCACUGCUGAAAGGGCGGUCAGUGCAGAUUCAUUGAAAGCUAACCGGAAGGGAAAAUGUGGUAAGAAAAGGAGCACACACCACAGGGCUGAGCUAAGCCUUCAGAGGACUGUCAAACAAAGCAGAUUCAAGAACUUAGGGGGCCUUCACAAGGAGAGGACUGAGUCUAGAAUCAGUGGAUCAAGAGCCACCACACAUAGAAUUGGACUACAAGUGUCGUGCUUGUAUUGUGAAGCGACUCAUGUACCACAAGUCAUUGAGGUCUCACCUGGGCUAAGGAGAAAAGGACUGGACUGUUGCUCAGUGGUCCAAAGCCCUGUUUUCAGAUAAAAGUAGAUUCUGCAUUAAAUCUGGUACUCCCAGAGUCUGGAGGAAGGUCGGAGAGGCCCAGGAACCAAGGUGCUUGAAGUCCAGUGUUUUCAGUUUCCACAGUCAGUGAAGGUUUGGGGUGCUGUGUUAUCCACUGCUGCUGGUCAACUUAUCAAGUCCAGAGUCAAAGCUGUCAGCCAUCUACCAGGAGUUUUUGGAGACCUUCAUGCCUCCAUCUGAGAAGUUUUAUAGAAAUUCUGAUUUCCUUUUUCAGCAGGAGAAGCCAAAACUACCAGAAACUGGUUUCCUCUCCAUGGGACGACUCUGUACUACUGGCCAGCCAACUGGCCCAACCUGUGGAGAAUCUCUGGGUAAAUGCAAAAAGGAGGAUAAGUGGCACAGACUGUUAGGCUCCAUGCCACAUAACUUUGAUGCAGUAGUUUGUGCAAAAGGAGCCCUGACCAAGUACUGACUGCAAAAACGAACAUUAUUUUACAGAUGGUCAACAUUAAUGUAUCAUUAAUCCCUAAUUGGGCUAAUAUUUUGAGAUAGUGGGUUUUUUGUGAGCUGUAAGUCAUAAUGAUCAAGAUUAAAACAAAAGCAAGUCUUGAAAUAUUUCACUUCGUAUGAGAUGAAUCUAGAAAAAUGGAAGUUUAACUUAGGUGCACCUGUACUUUUCUGUAAGUGGCCCUCAAUGGAAAAAGUUUGGACACCCCUGACUUCAAACUUUCUUUGGUGUUUUCACAGUGAUAUUGAAAUAAAGCUCCCUUGCCUCCAUGUUGCAAAAUCAGACUUAAGUUUUAUAUUCAUAUGUGAAACUAUCCUUGCCAUUUAAGCCAAGAAAACAGUAAUUUAUAAAAACAACAUAAAUGAAAGCUGCUUAAGAAAAGGUGGCAUCUUUUAGAUGAAGCACAGGGCAGCUUUGUUUAUAUAAAACAAAUGUUGGAAAUGGUUUUUAUAUUAUGAAAGUUAAAUGUGAAGUUGCAAACACCUACUGCAGCACAAUAAAUUAAGUUUUAAUGUUUUAUAGUUGUCGGUCGUCUUAAUUUUUAUUAGCAAUGGUACCUUAAUAUAGGAGUACACUCAUAAGGCAUGCCAGUUCAACUGCUCAUUAGCACAUUUAUACAAUUACCAAUUACAUGGCACUAACCAAUGCAUGUAAGA